Molecule: messenger RNA, 1319 nt
Organism: Drosophila ficusphila
Lineage: Eukaryota; Metazoa; Arthropoda; Insecta; Diptera; Drosophilidae
Product: zinc carboxypeptidase
Exons: 2
Coding region: 4-1278 (424 amino acids)
Biological process (GO): proteolysis
Molecular function (GO): metallocarboxypeptidase activity; zinc ion binding
Source: RefSeq, a predicted model, not a curated record
AAUAUGAAGCUUCAACUGCUGCUACUAUCGGUUAAUAUAAUUAAUUUUUGCUUGGCUGAGCGCCAGAGGUUCGAUCACUAUAAAGUUUAUAGGGUGAACCCAACGAACGCGAAUCAAUUGGCGGGUCUGCAAUAUUUGGAUGGCAAUAGCAAGGAUGCUCUGGUUUUGAACAAUGUCCACAUGGGUCCCACUGAUUUUUUUGUGGCUCCCAGCUACCUUAAUACCUUUCUGAAUAUUCUCAAAGGAUUGGAUCUCACACCAGAACUCAUCGACAAUAAUGCCCAGACCAGCUUAUCCCUGGAUAUAGAACCCGUGGCGGAUGCAAAUCGGCGGAGUGAUGAUUACUUGUGGUCGGAAUACCACGAACUUAAUGACACUCAUCAUUGGAUGCAGAAUCUGGUGGCCAAGUAUCCGGGUAUCGUUAGCAUGUUUGUAGUGGGUCGAAGCUUUGAGGGUCGAGAAUUGUUGGGAUUGAGAAUCAAUCACAUCAAUCUCAGACUGGGAAAGCAAUCCAUCUUCUUGGAGGCUGGAAUGCACGCCAGGGAAUGGAUUAGUCCUGCCACAGCUACCUAUUUUAUCAACGAACUACUGACCUCCAAACAACCGGAGAUCAUGAGUCUGGCUAGAUCUUAUGUGUGGUACAUACUGCCUCAUGCGAACCCAGAUGGAUAUGUCCACACCCACAAAACAAAUCGCAUGUGGCGUAAAACCCGCAGUCGGUUGGGUAACAAUUGCAUUGGAACGGAUCCAAAUCGGAACUGGGACUUCCAUUGGCGCGAAGUUGGAGCUAGUUCUGAUCCCUGCUCGGAAUCAUAUGCUGGACCAAGGGCAUUUUCGGAACCGGAAGUGGAAGCCCUUGCUCAGUACCUCAGAAAACUGCCGGAACCAAUGUUCAUGUACCUCUCACUGCACUCCUUCUCCCAGUUGUUACUGUAUCCCUAUGGACACACCUCCCAACUGCCGGAAAAUCAUAGGAAUCUGAGGAAGGUUUUCAAUGCAGCCGUGAGAGCAAUUGAGAAGCGUUACGGAACUCGAUAUACAGGUGGAAAUGUCUACGAUGCCAUUUACCCUGCAGCGGGUUCCAGUACUGAUUGGGUUUACGGGGUGCUCAAUGUCAAAUACUCCUAUUGCUACGAACUACGUCCUUCGGGAUACAGUUUUUGGACUGGUUUCAGACUUCCCGCCUCGCAAAUUAUUCCCACUGGUAAGGAGACCACUGACGCCUUGGUGGAAAUGAUCAAAGCUGCUGCUCAAAUUGAGGGUUACAAAAUUCAUUAAAAAGGAGAGACCUUUUCUCUUAAAACUAUUAAACAUUUUUC